AUGGCUGUUAAUCGUCGUUCUUGCCGAGUCCUCGCUGCGGCCAUAUUUAUGGUCACGCUACUCUUUCUUCGAUCUUUCCAACAACAGGACACGCAUACCGGGCAGCCCUCACGGCACAUACUUCAUCCAAAAAUUCACUUCCAGUCGAGCAGUUUCGACUGGUCGUUGGUGCCCCAACGAUACCCCGUGUCUUCAUUCCGACCUCUUCCCACUCGCCGACCGGAGCACCUCCGCCGCAUUCAGCAUGCCUUUCCGAAUUACGUAGACGAUGCAACCACUCAGCGCCGGAGAAAGACCGUCCGCGACGCUUUUGUUCGGUGCUGGGACAGCUACAAGACACACGCAUGGUUGAGGGAUGAGCUGGCCCCGGUAAGCGGCCAAUGGAAGACAACAUUCGGCGGGUGGGCAGCAACGCUGGUGGACUCGCUCGACACUCUUUGGAUCAUGGACCUCAAGGAUGAAUUCUACACGGCUGCGGCCGCCGCGGCCCAGCUGGACUGGGCAAACACGACCGACACGGCUGUCAACCUCUUCGAAACGACAAUCCGCCACCUUGGAGGCCUGCUAAGCGCCUAUGACUUGAGCGGUGAAACCGCACUGUUGAAGAAGGCUACAGAACUGGGCAACAUGCUUUAUAUGGCCUUCGACACACCCAAUCGCAUCCCGGGCUUCUGGCUCAACUUUGAAGACGCAAAGCAGGGAUUGCAAACGGCAGGAACGAACGACCCUUCAGCAAGCCCUACCUCGCUUUCCCUUGAGUUUACACGACUAUCAGUUCUGACGGGCGACCCCAAGUUCUACCAUGCCAUCGCCCGCGUCACCGACUUCCUGGAGCGGACCCAAAGCCAGUCCAAGCUCCCCGGCAUGUGGCCGAAACUCAUCAACUUCCAUGACGAGACCGUUGAUGGUGAGAUAGGGUUCACCCUGGGUGCGCUGGCAGACUCGCUGUACGAAUAUUUGCCGAAGAUGGUGGCCUUGCUGGGUGGGCAGUUGCUCGGCUACGAGAGAAUGUACCGCACUGCUAUGGAUGUUGUCAAGACGCACCUCCUGUUCCGGCCCAUGGUGGCCGAGGACGACGAGGAGGGCAAGGACGUCCUCUUCGUGGGCGACGUAUUCGUCCACCCAGACCAUAUCGACCACGUCCCAGAGGGCCAGCACCUCUCGUGCUUUACCGGGGGCAUGUUUGCCCUCGGCGGCAAGAUAUUCGGUAUCCCGGACCACGUCGUCAUUGGCGAAAAGUUAGCCCGCGGCUGCGCGUGGGCAUACAACGCGUUCCCGACCGGGUUGAUGCCUGAGAUUUUCAACCUCCUUCCCUGUUCCUCCAUAGACGGUCCAUGUCCCUUCGACGAAAAUCUAUGGCAGAAGGAGGGAAACAAGAGGCUGAAGAAGGGGUUCAAGAACGCUAGGGAGCCGAAGUACAUCCUCCGGCCGGAGGCCAUCGAGAGCGUCUUCCUCCUCUACAGGAUGACGGGCAAAGCAGACCUCAGGGAUCUGGCGUGGCGCAUGUUUGAGGCCGUCAUGGACGCGACGAAGACUCCACUUGCCAACUCGGCGAUUGAGGAUGUGACGGUCGAGGGCGAGACAAGCAAGACGGACUCGAUGGAGAGCUUCUUCCUGUCCGAGACACUCAAGUACUUCUAUCUGAUAUUCUCACCGCCCGACCUCAUCAACCUUGAUAUCUUUGUCCUCAAUACCGAGGCACAUCCUUUCCGGCGGUCAAUGGUAGUGUAG
Chaetomium strumarium is the source of this 1731-nucleotide messenger RNA. Its product is annotated as glycoside hydrolase family 47 protein. Gene Ontology annotation, cellular component: membrane; endoplasmic reticulum. NCBI's taxonomy places the organism in Eukaryota, Fungi, Ascomycota, Sordariomycetes, Sordariales, Chaetomiaceae. Gene Ontology annotation, biological process: mannose trimming involved in glycoprotein ERAD pathway; carbohydrate metabolic process. The record is from RefSeq and is a predicted model, not a curated record. Bases 1 to 1731 code for a protein of 576 amino acids. The transcript is spliced from 2 exons. Gene Ontology annotation, molecular function: mannosyl-oligosaccharide 1,2-alpha-mannosidase activity; calcium ion binding.